Molecule: messenger RNA, 3008 nt
Organism: Erythranthe guttata (spotted monkey flower)
Lineage: Eukaryota; Viridiplantae; Streptophyta; Magnoliopsida; Lamiales; Phrymaceae
Product: obscurin-like protein
Source: RefSeq, a predicted model, not a curated record
GUGCCAAUAACCCGGUUGCAGUGAGUAAUUAAAGGGUAUAUUUGGGAAUAUGUAAAAUGAUAAGAAUGGAGGUGAGAAAUUUGAUGAGUGGAAAUAGCCAAGCGCUCAUUUCUCCCUCACUCCACUGUUUCUCUCUCUAUAUUCACCGCUCACACCACUGUCAAUCCUUCCGUCUUACCAAUGCGGCGGCGCUACUCCGGCAGUCCUCCAUCCUCCAUCACUCGAUUAUCUGAAUCCAAAUCGUAAUUUGGAAUUAGUAUUGAAGAAUGGCAAAGCAGUUUCAGUCUUUCUUCCUCGAAGAAUGGUUAAAGAGCGUUUCAAUCAUCAAAAGCAACAAGAAUAGUUCGGCGCCGUCUUCUUCUUCUUCAUCGGCUCAAGCAAUCAUCCAAGCAUGGGCUAACCUUAGAGAUUCAAUUCAACAUCAGUCCUUCGAUGCUCGUCACUUUCAAGCCUUGAAGAUCCUCGUUAGUUCUCAAGCUGCUCUUCACGUUGCAGAUCCACAGGCAAAGCUUUUAGUUUCGAUUUUAUCUUCGCAAACUCUCUCUCUCCCGCACGAAUCUUAUCCCCUUUUCUUUAGGCUCCUCUACAUUUGGGUGAGGAAAUCAAGGCAAACCUCUUCGGUUCUUGAUUCUGCUAUCGAUGCUCUGUUGCACGUUUUCUCUAACCGAUCUCAUAUCGAAAAAAACUCAAUUUUCUUUUCUGAAGGGAUUCUCCUCCUCGGCGCCUUUUCGUUCCAAAAUUCCGCAUCUGAUAAAUCCAAGAUCCUCUGUUUGGAGUUGCUCUGGAAUUUACUCGAAGAAGAACACAGAAUUCUUUUCUUUUCCGAUGAGCUAGCUUCCCUUACUCUCGCAGGGGCUGGUUAUGCUCUCUCCUCCUCUGUGAACGUACGUUUCAAAAAAAUUCUAGAUAUUUUAUUGAAUAUUUGGGGUCGAGAAGGUGGGCCGGCAGGCAUUUCUCAAGGACUUAUGCUACUGCAUCUUGUUGAGUGGGUUGUAUCUAAUUCCUUGAACUUACGUUCCUUGGAAAAAAUCGAUUUUACGAGAGAGAUUUUGGAAAACGUCGAAAAGACUCAUUCUUCAUUUGCUGUGGUCAUGUUUUCAGCUGGAGUCUUAAGGUCAGUUAAUAGGUCCGGAUCAAGUGGUUUUAUGCACGUUAAGAAAUCGGCGGAAGAUCGAAUUGAGACUGUUGCAAGUGACUUGGUACUUUCUAGAACUAAUAGUUUCGACUUCAAUAUACAUCAAGUGCUUCUUCUGCGAUUUAUAGCACUAGCUUUGGCUCGGAGUGGUUCAGUCUCGUACAAACCUUCUCUUCUCGUAUCACUUGCUUUGGCAUUAGUGACUGAAGUCUUCCCUUUGCAGCGUAUCUAUAAUAAAAUUCUUAAAUUUCCCGAAGAAAAUUGGGCAACAGUACUUGACGAAAUUAAAGAUCAUCAAAGUAGCUUCAUAUUUAAGGACGCAGGCGCGAUAACUGGUGUCUUCUGCAAUCAAUAUGCAUCGGCCGACGAAAAUAGUCGGAGUACAGUGGAGAAUAUCAUGUGGGAUUACUGUCGAGAUGUUUACUUGUGGCAUCGGCAGGCAAGGUUGAUGCUUGCGGGCAGGGGCGAUAUGGUAAUUAGCGAGAUAGAGAAAAUUGCCGAGUCGGCUUUCCUUAUGGUUGUGGUUUUCGCAUUGGGAGUUACGAAGCAGAGGCUACUAAACCAAGAAACUCAAUUACAAACAUCGGUUAGGAUAUUGAUUUCGUUCUCUUGCAUGGAAUAUUUCCGAAGGAUGCGUUUGGCGGAGUACAUGGAUACGAUUAGAGCUGUUAUUGUGAGCGUUCAGGAGAGCGAAUCAGCUUGCGUCGCGUUCGUGGAAUCUAUACCUUCCUACAAUGAUUUGAUUAAUAAUGACGGUUCUUCUAUCUUGACAAAAUCGGAGCAUCUUUGGUCAGUUGACGAAGUGCAGACUGCUCGUAUAAUAUUUUACAUGCGCGUAAUUCCAACUUGUGUUGAUCGAUUACCCGCUUCUGUGUUUAAGAAGGUCGUGGCCCCCACUAUGUUCCUAUACACGGGACACCCGAAAGGAAAAGUCGCGAGAUAUGCACAUUCCGUAUUUGUAGCUUUCAUAUCAUCCGGAAAAGAUCCUUGUCCGGAAGAAAGAACUGAACUGAAAGAGCAGCUCGUGUUCUAUUACAUACAGAGGUCGUUAGAGGGAUAUCCCGAGAUUACACCGUUUGAAGGGAUGGCUUCUGGCGUUAUUGCUCUCGUUAGACAUCUCCCUGCAGGUAGUCCAUCUAUAUUUUAUUGCAUUCAAAGUCUAGUCGAGAAAGCCAGUAGCAUGUGCAGUACAGUCAGCAUCGACGACAGUGAUUUGUGGAAGAAUUGGGAAGGAGAGUUGGAAUCUUCUAAGAAGAUUCUAGAUCUUCUUUUACGGUUACUCGCCCUAGUUGAUAUACAGGUACUACCGAGUUUGAUGAAGUCAUUAGCGCAGCUAAUGGUGCAACUACCACAAAACGGGCAGAACAUGCUUCUAAAUCAACUGUAUCAACAAAUUGCGGAAUCUGAUGACGUUAUACGUAAACCGGCUCUGGUUUCAUGGGUGCAGUCUUUGUCUUACCUUUGUACUCAAGGUACCCGCGGUAAAAAAUUACCCCAAUUGGCCGGAGACACCUCGUUUGCGAGUUCGACGAGUAUCGAUAGUAUUAAUGCACGGCUCUAAACUCGGAGGGCAAAAAAGAUGCCGGUUGUGCUACUUGAUGGGUGUGCAGAUUCCGCUGGAGUUUCACAUAGGUAAUUUCUAUACAUAGGGGUUUUUUAGUCAUUUCGAUCAGCUAGUUUUUGUCAACCUAAAGUUUUUGUCAAUCUAAAGUUAAAUGUAAUAAAAUGUCCCACGUUGUACCAUCCACAGUAUUCGCGCUGUUGUUUAAGUUAUUCGCACACAUGUAUUAAGAUAACUAAUAAAUAUGUAUUGAUUUUAGGAAAUAGUCUGUAAUAAGACUAAAUUGCCCUCCAACUUAUACUAUCUUUAAUA